This is a messenger RNA of Anopheles merus, 1352 nucleotides long. RefSeq names its product protein PDF. NCBI's taxonomy places the organism in Eukaryota, Metazoa, Arthropoda, Insecta, Diptera, Culicidae. The transcript has 2 exons. Gene Ontology annotation, molecular function: hormone activity. Gene Ontology annotation, biological process: response to light stimulus. The record is from RefSeq and is a predicted model, not a curated record. Bases 368 to 685 code for a protein of 105 amino acids. Gene Ontology annotation, cellular component: extracellular region.
UUACGGCGCAAGGACUCGAUGUUCGAUGCGUUCCGAAUGUUCGAACUGCACAGAACAGAUAUUGCGGGGCAUUGCGUAUGGGUGGAAGGCUCCUCCGGGGUAGGGGAAAGGCAGACCAGAUACGACCAGAUGCGUAGGAUAGUGCGCCAGAUGUAGUACGGGCAUGGCUCCCUAUAAAAGCGUUACAUCCCACCGAUUGACCCCAUCAGUAACAGAAGUACCGGAGAACUUGUCACAACCUCUUCAGGAGCUGCUCGCUGGUGUGGAUACAUAUAUCUGGCAGCCAUCUUCACAGACAACGGAUAUUAAACGGAUUGAGCUGAUUAUUCCAAGAGUGAAAUUCUUUCUACUAUCGUACCACUAAAAAAUGGCUAAAGUUAGUGCUGCCUGUGUGCUGUUGGUUUGUCUGUGGCUCCGAGUGAGUGCGGCCCUGCCCGCUUUCGAGGAUGAUCGGGAUUUGGAUAGAGAACUCUAUAUCCGCCAGCUGGCCGAAUGGCUCGCCGACCAGUCGACGGACUUUCUGAACGAGCUGACCAGCUUCCCGCCGUGCAGGCCGUGUAGCAGCUACGAGCACACCCGGCAACCGAUUGCCGUCGUCCCGCGAGCACCGUACGCGAAACGUAACUCCGAGCUAAUAAACUCCCUCCUAAGCCUGCCGAAAACGAUGAACGACGCUGGCAAGUAAGCGGCAGCGGACUGGGACACCAUUGCCGGCCAACGAUCAGAAGGAGGCGCCGCAACUGCAAAUGAUGAUCAGGAACAAAGUUACAUCCACCACCUUCCUUUCCUUCUUGCUGGGACCGACCGCACUAGGGGACGACAUUGUUGGGGCAUGAGGGAACAUAAGGGCUGUUCGACGAUACCAUCCUGUUGAAUGCCAGCCCUGCGCUACCUUGCUGCUUCCGGUCGAUUUUCUUCGCGAAUGUGUUACAAAAACAGUUUUCUUACCAUAGAUUCGUUUUGUUCUCCCAUCAUACGACAUCUUCAAUUACCCUACACACCGAAACGAAAAUAAUACAAUUAAAACCAAAAACAAACACAAUCCAUAUUGGUGUUACGGUAGAGCUGAUGGUAAAAUAUAAGUGAAUUGCUUCUACUGCUAAUAUUAUUACAAAACAAAAACUAUUAUUACUACUACUACUACUGCAACUACUCUACUCAUCUACCACUACCUAUCUACUACUGUAUCCUUGCGAUAGUGCGCAAACACGCCAGAGUGGUACGCGUUCGUUUAUCUUUUCUUUCUUUGGUUAGGCGUUUGCAGCGAAUUUACGCGAGUUGGAAGAGAAGAUGGGAACGUUGUUUGUAAAAAUAAUAAUAAAAAAAAGAAGUACGAUAGUUACAGUUUGAAA